Erythranthe guttata (spotted monkey flower) is the source of this 1047-nucleotide messenger RNA. RefSeq lists its product as hypothetical. The record is from RefSeq and is a predicted model, not a curated record. Gene Ontology annotation, cellular component: chloroplast thylakoid membrane. NCBI's taxonomy places the organism in Eukaryota, Viridiplantae, Streptophyta, Magnoliopsida, Lamiales, Phrymaceae.
AUACCUCCUGAGAUUAUUCUCUGCGUGAGCAUCAGACAUUUUACUACUGUCCACAAAAUGAUGCACACUCAACCAGUGCUCCGCCGCCGCCUCUCCUCCGCCAACUUCCUCCUCCCCUCCGCCUCUCCGGUCCCAUUUUCCCACUAUCUCAAUUUUCCCUUCAGACCCACAAAUCACUACUCUCUCUGCUCUGCCCACAAAGCAUGGAUUGCCCAAUUAUCAGAAGAACUCGCCACCACCGCCGCCGCCGCCGCCGCAAGCUCCGCCUCCUCGCCACCGCCGAAUGACGGACCAAUUGAACUCUCUCCGUCAAUUCGCUCAAUUAUCUCCGCCGCGUACGGCUCUUCAUCUCUCCAAACCGCCGCCAGCGUCCUCCUCACCGGCGCCUUCGCUCUCUUCCUCUUCCGCUCCCUCCGCCGCCGCGCCAAGCUCGCCAAACAAGCGAGAUUAAGGUCGUCGGGGGCGAAAACGGGAUCUAAUAAUUCACUCCGUAAAAAAGGAAAGUCGCGAACAUCACCCGAUCAGGCAUUUCUUGGAGCUGUAAUAGCUGCUGCAUGUGGAAUACUUCUUUAUAAAUUCACGACCACCAUCGAAUACUCUCUCAAUCACCAAACGCUUUCCAAUAAUUACUCGGUUCGCCAAAUAACUAUCACGAUAAGGACGAUUAUAAACGGGAUGUGUUACCUUGCUACGUUUGUGUUUGGAUUCAACUCUCUAGGUUUGUUCCUUUAUUCGGGGCAGCUAGCGCUUAACUCAUUUUCGGAAGUUUCCAGAAGCGAAGGUGAUGCCCCGUUAAACUCGUCUUAUCCAAAAUCGAGUGAUCCGGAUAGUUCCGGAACAACCAGUGCCGAUGAGGAUCAAAGUUCAGAUAAAACACAAAAAUGAAGAAAAAAAAUUGACAUCGAAACCGAGUAGGUUUUCUGUUCUUGAAUAUAUUGUAUAGUCGAAAAGUUUCGAUUUUUUUUCUUCUUUAAAUACUAUAAAGUAAAACUUGUAUUAUACAAUCUACAUCACAACACUAUGUAAAUUCAUGUGUUUACCAGAAUC